This is a messenger RNA of Python bivittatus (Burmese python), 2406 nucleotides long. It is a transcript of the gene BLCAP, whose product is annotated as BLCAP apoptosis inducing factor. The record is from RefSeq and is a predicted model, not a curated record. NCBI's taxonomy places the organism in Eukaryota, Metazoa, Chordata, Lepidosauria, Squamata, Pythonidae.
UAUAUUUCUGCCUGCAAGGAGUUGUUCUCACGGAGGGGAGUAAUCCAAAGUGCUCUCCUCUCCCCUUGGAGUCUGGUUCGCUUCGUUUCCACCUCCUUUUGUGGCCGCAGCCCCAGGGAACCUGGUGCUUCUCAUGUUUCGAGGGAAACGGCCCCCGCUAUUGCGGACGGGAGCACUUCGAUCGCGGCUCCUGAACGAGGCACGAGGAAGACUGCGGGACCGGCUUCACGCUCGUCAUCCCAUUAGCGCAGCCGCACCCUCCUCCUCCGAAGUCCGUCUCUGUCGCAUUCCAGUACGUACUUUCCACCCACCUCCCCCCUCAUUCUAUUUCUUGCAUACAGUAUUUACGAGGCAUCUUCCGCUUCCAGCCUAACGAAAGGACCUUUCCGCCUAGUGAGAGCGAAACGGUAGGGCCAUCUACAGCGAUGCCUGCUCAGAACACCACUCGAUUCUUGGGGACGGGACGAUUAUUCCUGUAGUAGAAGAGCAAAAGUAGAAUAAGAGACGUGUGUGAAAAGCCGAGGGCUACUCGGCCUUCCAGGAGGAGUUGAAUUGCUAGCGCUCUAAAAGAAGGCGCUGGCCUCGGCGAUCCGAGAGGACAGUUGAAGGUCCUACGUGGAGCGAGAGACGCAGCGAACGAGUGAGUGUGGCGUGGGGCGACAGGGCGCUAUGGCGUGGAGGGCAGAUUUACUUGUAUCUUAUCCCCAAGUUUUAUGAAGCCUGGUUACCUGACUGGUGAAGAGCUGAAUGUGCAGAGGAGAAGUUUCAUACUACUACUUGGAUUGCUGCCAUCACUGUGACGUCCUGACCACCAGGCAUCAUGUACUGUCUCCAGUGGUUACUGCCGGUCCUCCUUAUUCCCAAACCCCUCAACCCAGCCUUGUGGUUCAGCCACUCAAUGUUUAUGGGCUUCUACCUACUGAGUUUUCUGUUGGAGCGGAAACCUUGCACGAUCUGUGCCUUGGUCUUCUUGGCCGCUUUGUUUCUCAUCUGCUACAGCUGCUGGGGGAAUUGUUUCUUGUACCACUGCUCUGGUUCCCAACUGCCGGACUCUGCUCAUGAUCCCAACGUAGUUGGCACCUAAAAUCUUCUACUUGGUUGCACUUUUUUUUUCCUUUUAAAAGGACAGUUUCACGGGAAGGAGGGAAUAUAAGGCAUGUGAUUGGAGUACAUGUUUCGGUUAAAAUGUUUCAUUCAUGAUUAUCUGCACUUCCACAACCUGCCUGUACAAUUUGACAAAAGUUGUUAAUAGUAGUAACUGGCAUUGAUGUCUGUUUGAGGGUUUGAAGCAGAGCUGUUCACGGGUGUCCAUCCCUUCCUUCUGUAUUAUUGUUUGAGUUUGGUCCUUCCAUUUCUGAUUUGGUGGUGAAGAGACCUGUUGAGUGUUGUCUGAUGUUAAAUCAGAAUGUAGCCAUCAAUCCUUUGGAACAUGUGUCUCUGAUCUUCUUGAAACAGUUGGAAAGCUGUUUCUCCAUCUUGAGCUCAGUAGGAAGCUAGUGCUUAUCACUGUGUUCAUCUGAAGGGGAACUUUCAAGUGUCUGAUAAGCCUGACAGCUCCUGGAGCCAGAGGCUGCUUAUUAUCUCAGCAGGCCAUACUGGGACGUGUGUACUGCCUGUUUUCCAAACUACUUAUCUAGGUCAUAGCUCAAAAAUCCCACAAUCAUCACGAUGCCAUUUUUACCACACAGAUGCCGAAGCUGUCUCACUCUCUCCUGCCCCUGCCAGACAUCUACUUUUUAUGGAGGACCCUGAAUUGGAAAGAAAGCAUGCUCUGCUGUAAAGUUUGAGGAGCCUUUUUUAUUGUGUUGCUUUUGAAUUUUAAGCUGCCAGUGUUUCUAGCUUGAAAAAGCAAUUGGAGUGCAGGGAUGGAUCACUAUACCAGGUCUGAUAUCUAGGCUGCUUCUCCAUAUUGAGUUGGGGCUGUCAGUUGAGUAAUGCUGCUUUUUUUUUUUAGGCCAAAAGUAUUAUGUUAUCACAAACAAAUUAGCCCAUGUUCACAUAUAUGGGUGGAAGAAAGUGACAUCUGUUUAGGUUACAUAUCUUCAUAGGAUUCUGGGGAGCCCUUUUUCUAGUAGUACCUGGCUCAUGGUUUUAUUCCACUCCCUUUUUCCCCACCAAGACUGCUUUCUUUCUUCCUUAGGAGCUAUUGCUUGUGUGAAAUAUAAGAUAGCCCUGAGGAGAAGGCAAACAGACACUUUUUCUGUUACUUUCCAAAGUUAUCUGUUAUCUUCCCAUUUGGCUCCACACAAUCUUCCUUGGAGGAGCAUUGCUGAAAAGGCAUUUUCUCUCUCUCAAAGGACAUGGAACUGAGAAUCCAAUCGUGAAACCUCAGUAGUUUUUUUUUUUAAUUUUUGUUUGUUCAUUGCACAGCUGUUCAACAGAUUUAAUAAAGCUUUAUAAACUUUG